CCACACGAAAAUUCUAUGAAGUUCAGACGUUUAAUUGUCCUUGAUCAUCAAAGUUAUAUCGACCGUCCAUUCUCCGAUGUACUCAUCCUGGCCGUCCACCGCUACGAGCCUUCUCCCCCUCGUACGCAUACGCGAAACGCCCCCCCACCGCCGCCGCCGCCGCCGUAUUCCUCCUCCGCUCCUCCCUUCUCAAGCAAACCACCGGACCUCCCUCGUCUCCGCAUCCGGUCCACCCCUCGCUGCUCGGGAAUCAUCAGAAAGGAGGAGGAGGAUAUGCCGCUGGGACUGAUACUGAGCUCGCUCGGAAGGUCGAUGCGGCGUAAGCGGCUGUCCUCGCUCGGCAUCCUCUCCUCCAAGAGGGCGCCUCGGGAUUACUACAAGGGGAAGAACUGCAAGCCCACCGGGUUCCACACCCGCAAAGGUGGAUAUGUUAUGGUGGAUGAGAAGUUGCCAAGAUUUGUGGUCCCUGACUUGACUGAUUUCAAGUUGAAGCCGUACGUGUCACAAUGUGCCAGGGACAUCACAGCGUCAUCGGCAUCCUCCACUUCAGCAGAGACUAGUGAAAACAAGAAGUGAUCUUAUGGAUGCUCUAGGCAUUGUUUGUGUUUUGCAAGAACGCAGAGCAUCUUUGCAGUUAUGCUUUUCUUAUGGUGAAAACAAGAACUGAUCUUAGUGCAUGUAGCUUCAUCGUCUGCUGCAUGUUGACUAUUAUUUAGCUACAUCUUUUUUGUAAGAGAACUUGAUAGGCAGCAUAUAUUAUCUGAAUUGUCUGUUACAUGUUAGCUGUUUCUCUGGCUCUAAUAAACGUCCAUGUCUGGAGGCAUAUGCAUGAGGUGAUGCCACUGGUUGCAAAUUUGCUGUGAUAUAAAAGUGAGAUUUGAUCA
Messenger RNA from Oryza sativa Japonica Group (Japanese rice), 884 nucleotides. NCBI's taxonomy places the organism in Eukaryota, Viridiplantae, Streptophyta, Magnoliopsida, Poales, Poaceae. The record is from RefSeq and is a predicted model, not a curated record.